Molecule: messenger RNA, 1144 nt
Organism: Phaeodactylum tricornutum CCAP 1055/1
Lineage: Eukaryota; Bacillariophyta; Bacillariophyceae; Surirellales; Neidiaceae
Exons: 1
Coding region: 155-1144 (329 amino acids)
Source: RefSeq, a predicted model, not a curated record
GGAGUGACCAUGGUAGCCUUCAAGACAAAGCUGGAAAAAGCAUUUUGUAGUUAAUACAAGUUCACGGUGUUAUCUAAUCAAAGCAGAGCGUUCCACUGUUUGUGCUAAUUACGAGAUUUCGUACGGAUCCAAUUUCUGGGCAGUAUACAUUCGCAUGUCUUUGGAAAACGGCUCCAAACUGUACCAGCGUUUGGAGGAUGAGGAAGCGCACGCUCACCACUACAGCGAUGGGGACGACGACGGUUCCAGUGACGACAAGGAGGAUCACCGAAGCGAAGACGUUGGGAGCAAAUCGUUCGUCGACGAGCUAAGGAGUCGUGGUAGCACUAUUCUUCGUCAGUCCUCGAACCGCUACAAAGAUACACAGCAGCACCAGGAAGACGGAAGUGUACCGCACAUACCGGAGCACAUCAUCGGCACCGGAAGCGUUACGACCAGCAGGUCUCCAAAUACCAGCAUCUUAAGCGAAGAAGCUAUUCCCUUGUCGCGUACCAACUCCAUCACAUCUAGCCCUCAGCAUCAGUUAUCGACUUCUAGAUCACACUCCAGUGAAUUGGACUCCGACCUGGACUGGGAAGACGAAGACGAUGCUGUAAGACGGUACCAUUUCGAGUAUCGUCAGGAAGUGCCCCUCCCGGUAGAGUUUACUAGAACAAGCCUUCCCAAGCGUCUCUGGCAGAGCUUUAUGGAGCUACGAACGGCGGCUCGUCAACGCCGAGCGGCAAGACUUUUAACGAUGCCCUCGGAAACAUGCUGGAACAAGACUCACGUAUGCGUCGUGACUUGGUUGUGCGACGCAACAGACCGCGGAAUGAUGCUUGUAGCGAGCAUGCUAGCGCUCUGGAUCAUUGUGGGCAUGAUGACCCACGCAUCAGGUGUGUGGUGGUGGACAGGGGUUGUGUUGUUCGUCGUCCGAGUAUCGGCACGUCGAGUCUUGGAGCAGUUUCACGCAAACAAGCGGUUGCGGCGUCAGCGGCUGAGUACGCGAGAUGCGAUGGAGCUACCGGCGACGUCGUCGUCGUCGUCAACAUCCUUUCGUCGGCAAGACCUUGUCCCUCACGCCGGGGGUAAUCGCGGCAAUUCUUCGGCAUCGUCUUGGAGGAAGGAUGGCGAUAUCGAAGAGAACGAAAUUGAGAUUGUGUAG